Messenger RNA from Aureobasidium pullulans EXF-150, 1811 nucleotides. Its product is annotated as general substrate transporter. Gene Ontology annotation, biological process: transmembrane transport; carbohydrate transport. Gene Ontology annotation, molecular function: carbohydrate:proton symporter activity. The coding region runs from base 1 to 1704 and encodes 567 amino acids. The record is from RefSeq and is a predicted model, not a curated record. The transcript is spliced from 8 exons. Lineage: Eukaryota; Fungi; Ascomycota; Dothideomycetes; Dothideales; Saccotheciaceae. Gene Ontology annotation, cellular component: membrane.
AUGCAUACUUCUACAGGUGGAGGUCAUGAUGCUCUGUCUAAGCGACGAGCUCAAUUUGCUGGACCGUCAGGCAUCAAAGGGUUGAUCCAAAACUCGCGAAUCUUCUUACUCGCUGUCUUUGCAUCACUUGGAGGUUUCGUCUAUGGCUACAACCAAGGAAUGUUCGGACAGGUCCUCAACAUGUCGGCCUUCAAGGCGACCGUCAAUCCAGAAUCUAUCAAAAACACUACCACCAGAGGUCUCUUGACUGCCAUCCUCGAACUCGGUGCAUGGGUCGGUGUCUUGAUCAACGGAUACAAUGCAGACAAGUUUGGUCGCAAGAUGGCAACACAGAUUGGUGUCGGUGUCUUCAUCGUUGGUGUCAUCGUUCAGGCUUGCGCAAAGAAUGUCGACUACAUAUACGGUGGAAGAUUUGUUACAGGUCUCGGUGUUGGUAUCCUCUCUAUGAUUGUACCUCUUUACAAUGCUGAGCUUGCACCUGCAGAGAUCAGAGGUUCGCUCGUAUCUCUUCAACAGCUCGCCAUCUGCACAGGCAUCAUGAUUAGUUACUGGAUUGGAUACGGCACAAACUACAUCGGUGGUACUGGCGCUAGUCAGUCUAAUGCUGCAUGGCUAGUGCCAAUCUGUAUUCAGAUUCUACCUGCCCUCAUCCUCGGCAUUGGUAUUUUGUGGCUCCCCCAAAGCCCACGCUGGCUCGUCUCAAACGACCAAGAAGAUCAAGCAUUGAAAGUGCUUGCCGACAUCAGAAGAGCCCCACAAGACAGCGAGGUUGUACAACUUGAGUUCUUGGAGAUUAAGGCACAGCACAUGUUCGAGGUCGACAGAUCGAGAGCCAAGUUCCCCCAGUACCAAUCCGGAACUCUUAAGGACAACUUCUUGCUUGGGCUACACGAUUAUGCCAGUCUGUUUACCAACAAGUCGCUGAGAAAGAGAGUCUUCGUCGCCGUUUUCACCAUGGUUUUCCAACAGUGGUCUGGUAUCAACGCCAUCUUGUACUACGCCGCCUUCAUUUUCCAAUACUUGGGUCUUACUGGCAACACCACAUCGCUCCUUGCCAGUGGAGUCGGUGGUAUUCUUCUUAUGCUUGCCACUAUCCCCGCCGUUCUCUACAUUGAUCAGUUUGGUCGCAAGCCCGUCCUCAUCGCGGGUGCUAUCGGCAUGGGAAUUUCCCACAUCAUUGUCGCUGGUCUAUACGGUGCUUACGGACCAACAUGGACAGGAAAAGCGGCCGCGGGCUGGGUAGCUGUGGUCUUCGUGUGGAUUUACGAGAUCAAUUUUGGCUACUCUUGGGGACCUGGAGCAUGGGUUCUUGUCGCUGAAGUCUUCCCUCUCGGUGUUAGAGCUAAGGGUAUCUCUAUCGGUGCCUCCUCAAACUGGCUGAACAACUUCGCUAUCGGACAAGCCACACCGGCCAUGGUGAAACAUAUGACAUAUGGUACCUUUAUCUUCUUCGGUAUUGUCUGCUUCCUCGCCGCAGCCUUUAUCUACUUCAUGGUUCCUGAGACAAAGGGUUUGACGCUUGAGGAGAUGGACGAGGUCUUUGGUGAUGAAGCUGGUAACGCCGCUGAUGAUCGUGCAAGAUUGGACAGAAUAUACACUCAGCUGGGCUUGAUGGACGGAGGUGACCACCCGAUGAAUAGCGAGAAGGCAGCCGCUGCGGAUGUCAUGGUCACUGGAGGUUACAAGAACACAACCUUCAACUAGGCUGGCUGUUGAAAGUGGCUCGCAAGAUGGGAGACGUGUCUGCUGGGACAUUCUCUAGAGAUUCAAUCAUCUGUGUAUAGAGCCACCAGAAUGCUCAUGAUACGAAU